AUGGUAGUUUUAGAUGAUUCGUUAAUGGAAGAGGAUGAGGUGGAUUUUGCCGUUAAAAUGGUCGCAAAGUAUGAACGAGCACAUUCGCGCCCGAUAACCGGCCUAUGGUCGUUUCGAUUCGCCGGCCAAAUUGCGUUCAUCACGAUUGCGCACGAUUCGGCGAAACUGUGGACACUCGAUGAGGACCGCCAUCGCAAGCAGGCGAAUAUCAGCGAGAAGAUGUCGCUGGCGAAAUGGCGGCACGCCGUCCAAUCGGCUGAUGUGUCAGCCGAUGGCAAAUACGUGGUUGCCAUCGGAAUCGACUCGAUGGUCCAUGAAAUUGAGCUCGAGAACGAUGUGGUGACGAAUGUUCACGAUUUCGGCUACAUGGACGCCGUUUAUGUUUCAAUCGCGUCAACAAAGAACACGUAUAUUACAGCGAGUUUCUCGGGAUUCCUAUCGGAAAUUGAAGUUGGAUCGGGAAAAGUGUUCCGCAAGCAGCCGCACGCGUUUGUCAAAAAUAUCAGCUGCUUGAAAUAUUCUUCUGAUAUGAAAUUUUUGGCGGUUGGCCAAACGGAUGGCGGAAUUGAGAUGCACGAGACGUCGACGUUGAAGUCGAUUCAUAAAUACGAAGUGCACUCGAUGAGAAUCCGACAGAUCGUCUUCCUGCCCGGCGAUGAGCGAUUUUUGAGCGCGUGCGACGAUCGGCUCAUCAAAUUGCACACACUGGCUGAAAUCGGCCAAUCCGAUUCGGUGAGAACGGUGAAACCGAUUCGCGUGUUUUCUGCGCACGAUUCGCCCGUGUUAUGCCUUUCGGUUGACGAGAGAUCCGGUGGAACGCGAUUCGCGAGCUCGUCGGCUUCCGGACAGAUUUUCAUUUGGCACAUCGAGCUGUCGGCGCCGAUUUGCGCGGUGCCCUCCGAGCACAACACGAUGAUCUACGGAUUGUCGUUUUCGCCGAGCGGUCGCCAUUUGAUAUCGGCCGGUCAGGAUUCGACGAUCUGCUGCUACUGUGUGCCGCCGUCCGGCGAGCAAUCGCCGAUUCAAUCGGAAGACGAGGAGAUGUACUCGCAAAGGGACACCUAUGAACAAUCCGGAAUGGAUCAAUCAACAAUCCAGGAUCACAACACGGAAAUGUACGAAUCUUCGCAAAACUACGCCACGAUGCAAGAAAGCUAUGCUACCGAUGAUUCUCAAAACUACGAGUAUACUAACAUGCCGACGGAAUCUCAAGAAUAUUCGCAACCAACCGAUCAUCGGAGUGCCGAACAUUAUGAGGCGACAGCCGAGGAAAUUCAUCCGGCCAGUCCCGAUGACCCACAAGUAGGCGAAUAUCAAACGGAAGAUCACGAGAAUGAGUACGAUGCUGUCGCUUAA
This is a messenger RNA of Caenorhabditis bovis, 1356 nucleotides long. NCBI's taxonomy places the organism in Eukaryota, Metazoa, Nematoda, Chromadorea, Rhabditida, Rhabditidae. The record is from the annotation of a GenBank genome assembly.